Messenger RNA from Durusdinium trenchii, 3143 nucleotides. The record is from the annotation of a GenBank genome assembly. NCBI's taxonomy places the organism in Eukaryota, Dinophyceae, Suessiales, Symbiodiniaceae.
CAAGUAUCCAAGCUCCCAGCCAGCUCUCGCAGAUGCUGGCAUCUCCGGACAGCCCCGGCUUCCCUGCUUUGUGCUCGGCAGCACAGUCCGUGGAGCACAGCGUCCGGGAGAUGGUGACGAAGUACUUCCCCUUGAACUCUCGAGAGUAUCAUCGCUCGGCGGACGAAUACGCCACCUACCUCAUUCUCCUCGAGGGUCUCUUCCGCUCCCUCGAGCGCUCGGCCCCCUCCAUGCGAUUGCUGCCGGCCUUGCACAGCACCUUACGGGUCCACGACCACCGGGAGGCCGUGCGCCUGCGUGACUUCGUAAGACGCUUUGUGAAGCACCUCUUGGAGCGGCACCACGCGGCCCAGGAGACUCUGAAGGCUUUGCUCCGAAUCUUUUUGGAUCAGUCGUUGGAUGACAGGCUCACGGAGAACAUCCGCUUCGCCAUUAUGGAGAAGUUGGCCUUGCCGCUCUUGUGGGACUUGGUGGCGUCACCACAAAGCUGCAAGGAAUGCUGGCUGGCCCACUGGUCACUCCUCGUGCAGCAUGCGGAUCCGGAUGUGAGCUUCGCCCAGCUGCGGAUGCGCGACGUCGAGGCCUUGAACCUCAAAGUCCAGGAGAUGGCCGGCAUCUACGGCAUGAUCGAAGUCCUCUUCGUGCGCACGGCGCCUGAUCAGCUGAAGGAGCAGAUCAUGCCGGAGCUCCAAAGUAGCCCCUCCAGGGACAUCAUCCUGAUCGCCAAGCGAGCGCUCAAGAAACCCACCGGCUGGGAGCGCGUGGCGCUGCCCAGCCUGCGCCGCUGCCAGCUGCGCAUCUACGCCGCGCUGUCCGCCGCCAUCGGCGCCACACAGACGAAGCAGGAGAUGUACACCGGAUGGCUUUUUGAGAAAGUGCUGUGGGACGAGACAAUGAUUGAGCCGUGGGAGGGCGCUUCUGGUGCAUCAAUAGCACUGGAUACCUUGAAGCCUGAGAGCAAUUACAACUCCUUCCCCAGGCCCGGCUAUUCCUUCGCCUACCUCUCCGCAGCAGUGCCGGGGCGCACUCCCGCGGCGCGUGCGCGGGCUGCGCGCGGCGCAGAGGAGUCGACGCUGCUGGGUGCAGGGCUUUGGGCUGCUACGCCAGCUACUCAGGCGCCCAUGACCCAGACCUCCUUGCGCUUCGCGGGCGGGCUAGGCACACUGGGCCGGGCGGCAGCGGCCAAGGCAUCGCAGGAGCUGACGCUGAUGCUUCCGGAGAAGCAGCGGCGACAGCUGGCCACGGCCAGCAAGGGCACGGCCUCGCAGGUGAUCAGCUUAGUGGUGACCGGCUCCUCCGACGGCUUGACGCAAGGUGAAGGCGUGCCGCUGCCACCCGGUGAGGAGGGCCAAGCCCUGCGGCUCCAAGCUGUCCUUGCCGGCCGCCGCUUAAGCGGAGUCGCAGGCGAAACUGAUCGGGGCGCGACGUGGCAAACGGAGUGGCUGGAGCAUGACGAGGUGAUUUUCCCCGACGGCCCGACCAACGAUUGUGCCUUGACGCUCUUCCUCGUGCUCCUCCGCACACUCGACGUCCUCACAGAGCGCUUUGGAGUGCCCAGUGGAGCAAACCACUUGAGUGGCUCAUGGCUGCAGUCGUUGCUGGCCAUCGUGGACAAAGCCUCUACGGACUUCCGACUGCGGAUCUUGUUGCUGAAGGUCUUCAUUCACCGAGCCGAUGUGAUGCAACCCGUUCUCUAUGGGCGAAACGUGGAGAUCUUCCGCUUUCUUCUCUCCAUGUUGUUAGAUCCUCGCUUCGGUGCAGAAAAGCGAUUCCACUAUUUGGCGCGCGAUGUGGUCUCCACUUUGCUGGUGCCAAAGUUGGACUCCGAGGUACAGGCAGACGGACUCUUCCGUCCGACGCUCUCCUUUGCGUACGGUGGGGGAUGGCUAUGACUGGCUGGGUCGAGUUUUUUGUUUGUUUUUCGGUAGCUGAGGCUCGGUGGUGUUGAAAGGGCUCCGGAGACUGCACUGGGUCUCCUGCCAUGAGUUGUUUUUUGUUUUUCAGGUCUAAUUGUGGCCCUUUGUAAUUGGCUUCAGUGGUUUCGCAGCGGGGCAGCUUCAGCCAUUUUCGGCAUGUCUAUGGCCUGAAACAUAGCAAGCCAGAGGGCAAUGAGCGGUUCCUGAAUCAAGGAAACCAUUUGUCGAGAUGGACAAGGGGAUGCCUCUCCUGCACCGAGGCACAGUGAAAAGCGCUGUGAAGAAGCGAAAACCAAACCAAAAGAAACCUCAAAGAAGUCAUCUUUAGUGCAACAUUCAGACAUGGAUAAACAGGAAUCCCAACACUUGCUUCCCAACGAAGUUGGACGUGUUCUUCAACGCUAUGAGCGAAUCUGCUGCGAAAGGAUCGCAUCGAUGCUUGGGGAGCAGUAUGGAGCACUUGGGGCACCUUUGGGGCCGAUUUCUUCGGAAGGCACCACGGACCAGCUCACAGAUGAGUAGCGUUUUUGUACCAAAUGCAUGCGAAGGCAAUUGUGUGAUACGCUCGCGAAGCAGCGUAGGCACGAUUUCACGCAGGCGAAGCCAAUUUGCGAAGGCCAACUUAGAGUGUAUGAAAGGCUGUGAAACCAAUUCACGAAACCAUUUAGAUGGUCUGUGUGAAGGUGUGCCAAGAUGGGCACAUGCAAGUUCCAUGCAUUGCAUUUGCGUGGAACAACCGGAUGGUCCAAAAUUAUAGGCUUGAUCGUUGGCUCUAUCGCGGAACAGAUCAGAUGGAAGUACCUGGUUUUGCGCAUACUUCCGGAGUAGUUGCUCACCUAUAUAGGAAGAACUAGGAGCAAGGAACUACUAGGGGCUCCUGGCAUCGCUACUAGGAGCAUAUGCAUCGGGUAGGUGUUUGCUCCUUCAAGCCGCAUGUCUUUGUAAGUUGGCUCCCUGGCUCUUGUGCGCUGCGGAGACGCGCGGUCUCGGAGUUCCGAUUCCUCUCCAUGCGUCACAGGUCUUUGAAGCCUGGUAGGGCCGUGGGCCAAGCCUGGUAGGUCCAAAAUCCGAGUUGGGUGAAUAGACACCCAUUAACCUCUCAGGGGCUAUUAUUAUAGACACCCCUUGGGGUCCUGGUAUACUAAACCAUGUGGCAUUCUUGUAUAUUAUGGUACUCAUUGAAAAGAAACGGUUUUCACGUUCCAGGUCACGUUGCCGAGGGAUUGC